Messenger RNA from Leishmania mexicana MHOM/GT/2001/U1103, 879 nucleotides. RefSeq lists its product as hypothetical. Bases 1 to 879 code for a protein of 292 amino acids. Lineage: Eukaryota; Euglenozoa; Kinetoplastea; Trypanosomatida; Trypanosomatidae. The transcript has a single exon. The record is from RefSeq and is a predicted model, not a curated record.
AUGCGCAUCUCACCCAACUCACUCAGCGAGGCCGCCUCGCAACUAGAGCAGGAUAGAGAACGUGACUUUUUCCGGCUUCUCUACAUCGUCGACCGAGCGCGUCGGUUUCUCUCCAUCCCGGUGAGCAAUGUUGAUUGGAGGCUGACGUGCGACUGCCUGGACGACAUGAAUCACCGAUAUGCAGACACCGCCUUUCUUCUCGGCUUCACCGGCGGCUAUGUGCUGCGCAACCGAACCGGUCGCACGCUGUUGUCUCGCUUCUGGUUCUCGAUGUACUUGGGUCUUGUCUUUUAUGACUGGGAGCUGCGGCGAGCCACGCGCGCGCCGGCGCUGGAGUACUGGAACUCUAUCUGCACCGUGGACACGGAGGUCGGUCGUAUCGCUCGAGUGCUGCACACCCCCGCCCGAUUUUACGAAGCGGCACCGAUGAGCACUGCAUUCAGCGGCGUGCAGCCGCCGCUGCCGCGAGGCUCCUCCUCCUCUCCCUCCCCGACUCCUCACGGAGCCUCGGUGCGCGACUGGCUCUGCCGCUACAUCUCAGAUACGACGCCGUCGGUGCUUCUGACGACGUUAUGCUCGCACCUCUUCGAAGGCUCCAGCUGGCGGCACCGCACGAGCGACAACGUGGAGGUGACGGCGCUUGUGAUCAACAGCCGCUUCUUUCACUGGAAGGUGUUUGAGUCGUGCCAGGUGCAGCGAAAUGAGGUGACGGAGUACAACAUUAGCUUAAAGUGGUUCCCAAGCUUCGCAGCGAGGGACAGUCUUCGCCGCUCCUUUCAAUGCCGCGAACUCAUCCUGGAGAAGUCUACGCUAGGGGGACGGCUGUGGUACAGGACACAUUUCUCGUUGCUGCGGUGUCUGGGGUUGGACUCGCAAUAG